CGAAACUGGUAGUUAGUGGAGUGCAGCAAAGAAUCAGUUCAUCUGGUAAAAAAGAAUAUAGUAAACAAAACGUAGAAAAGGCUGCAUGCUGACGACAAUGCCAUGGCUGCCACUAAAACAUUCUCUGCUCGCUGUAAUCCAUGAUACUAAUUUAAACAAUCCAGUCCAUAAAUAUAUGUUAAUACAACUUAUAUAUAAAACUAAAGUGCCUCCAAGUUCUUGAUUGUCGCUUUUACCAAUAGACCAAUAGACUUGAACCUUUUACUUCUAGACCCUAAAAUUAAUUGGUUUCAAGUUCCAGAAAGCAAUGUCAUCUUCUAUGAUUGUCUUUUUGAUCCUAGCUAUGCUACUAAACACAGGGGUUGGUGUCAACUUCACCGAAGUUUUCGAGUCGAGUUGGGCACCUGACCAUAUUACUGUGGUAGGAGAUCAAGUUAUGCUCACCCUUGACAAUGCUUCAGGCUGCGGGUUUCAGUCGAAGAACAAAUAUUUGUUCGGGAAAGCCAGCGUGCAGAUCAAACUAGUUGGAGGAGAUUCAGCUGGAACAGUCAUUGCUUUUUACAUGUCAUCAGAGGGAGCUAAUCACGACGAACUGGACUUUGAGUUUCUUGGGAAUGUUUCAGGAGAACCAUACCUAGUACAAACAAAUGUGUAUGCGAAUGGCACCGGAGACAGAGAGCAGAGGCAUAGUCUUUGGUUCGAUCCAACUGCGGAUUUCCACACUUACUCUUUCUUUUGGAAUCAUCAUACCAUCAUCUUUUCAGUUGAUGACAUUCCUAUUAGAGUGUUCAAAAACACAGAGAACAAAGGCGUGGCAUACCCGAAAAAUCAAGGCAUGGGAAUUUAUGGAUCGUUGUGGAAUGCAGAUGAUUGGGCUACACAAGGAGGGAGAGUGAAGACCAACUGGAGCCACUCUCCAUUUGUUGCAACAUUUCGAGCGUUCCAGAUUGACGCUUGUGAUUUGUCUGGUGAGGACACAGUUGCUGCUGGUGCAAAAUGCAGCAAGUUAGCAGAAUGCUGGUGGGAUAAGCCAGCCAUGAAGGAGCUGAACAAGAGCAAAAAGCGCCAAUUCAAAAUGGUUCAAUCUAAGCACUUGGUCUAUGAUUAUUGUAAGGAUACUGCAAGAUUCACUCAAAUGCCUAAAGAAUGCUUGGACUAGACCAACAAUUCAGACAGUUCGCCGAGCAACAUGUUAUUCAAUGUCUAAAUAUAUUUAUGUCUCGCACAAUUUUACUUCUCCAAAUUUGUUGGUCCAAUUUGCUGAUUUUUUUUUUUUUUUUUUUUUGGCUUGUUAUGCUAUCUAGUUCGAUGUGUUAUGGAUUUUAGAAAAAUAUACAAGCAGCAAGAAGGU
Messenger RNA from Nicotiana attenuata, 1351 nucleotides. RefSeq names its product xyloglucan endotransglucosylase/hydrolase protein 9-like. Gene Ontology annotation, biological process: cell wall biogenesis; xyloglucan metabolic process. Lineage: Eukaryota; Viridiplantae; Streptophyta; Magnoliopsida; Solanales; Solanaceae. The transcript has 4 exons. The coding region runs from base 308 to 1159 and encodes 283 amino acids. The record is from RefSeq and is a predicted model, not a curated record. Gene Ontology annotation, cellular component: cell wall; apoplast. Gene Ontology annotation, molecular function: xyloglucan:xyloglucosyl transferase activity; hydrolase activity, hydrolyzing O-glycosyl compounds.